GCACACCAUUUAUUCUCAAGUGCCUGUCACAAACAGAUCUGCUUUUCUGUGUCCCAGAUGAUUUUUGCCACCAGGGAAACAAUUCUAACUUGGUUUUUGUUAUACUGGAUGUUCUUUUGGCACCUGAUAGUCAGAAUCCGACCUCCCUCUUCUGUUAUUCCCACUCUGUAUCCCAGAUGCAGAGGUUGUGUAAAUACUUAGCAAGCAAUCAAUAGAAAAUGUUGUGGGUCCAAGUUAGGGGUCCUGCCUAAGGAAACAUGAAUUUACAAGGAAUUCUUCUGAAUGUCUGAGCACUGAAAACCACCUCACUUGCUCUCUCAGUCCACAGAUUAGCAUGCAUCAAGCUUUUUUUUUUUUUUGAAUAAUCAGGAACCAACAUUAAUUAAAAACUGAUGGUACAACACAGCUCCAUUUUAUUACAUUCUCUAACUUCAUCUGGUGACAACCCUCCCAUGUUAUAAUAGCCAGAAAAAAAUAUAAAAAUAGUUUAAUUCUGUUCAAUACUCCUACACUUCUGUUUUGUAUCAUUUUAUAGGAGCUUUACUAUGAAUUUACAGCUAUGCUCUGCCCUCAGUUACUCCAUACUGGUGAAAGAAAAGCUGUUUGUUUUGGUGUAUCUAUGGCAAUUUUUUUUUUUUAGUUGUUCUUGAAAGAUUGACACUCUUUAGAUUACAGUGGUGGUAUUUCCAUAUUGUAAACAAUACUCUGUACUGUUACUAAAGUACUGUACAUUUCUAGUUGCACAAUUGUGUUAUUGAGUGUAGAUUCUCACUAUCUCAUGUAUGGUGCUAAUUUUGUUGGUGGAAAAGAAUCUUAGCAGUCGAUUAUUGCUUGAUAUUUUAUUAUAAUACAGGGAUAUAUCCUCCAUGGCAAUAAUACCAUGUAAGUUUUUCAUUACAGAGUGAAAUGUAUAUAUUUUUCCAUUAGUUAAUUUGCAUAUGUACUGUAUCCAUGGUAAUUUUCUUUUUGGUGCUGGUUAUAAAUAGAAAAGAUAAAAACAGUCAAACUGAAUGGAACCAGUUGUAAAUGAAAACUAAAAAAAAAAAAAAAAAAAAAAGAAAUAGAAAAGAGGACCAUUCCAUUUUGAAAAAAAUAUUGAGUAUGUUGAAUAAUAAAUUUAUUUUUUCCAUAACAACUUUAAUAAGGUUUCUGAACUUGAAAAAAAUAUAAUGCAAAUCAAGCAGCUAGCAUGAAAAUUCAGAGCAAGGAGUAAAGCUGUAAGUAGUACGUAAUGAAUCUGUCUAAUACUGGACUGAGAAUGGGAUUUGGUUAAGUCUUAAGCCAACUAUGUGAUAGCUGUGGUAGGUGUAAACAGUUUUUUGUCAGUAAGAAAUCUGGCAUUUCAGAAUUCCUGGUGAGCUAACAAAUCAAGGAAUGAUGGGUCUUGUCCCAUCUGGGUUGCAGAAUAAAGCACGGGGAGUGUUAAUACCUGAUUACUGCCUAACAACGUCUCUGCUCAGGGACACAACAGUAGAACAUGACUGUUUGGAAAAAAUAACCUAGGUUUUGUUUGGGAAAUCACUGUGUAUGGAUGAGCAGGCUGCCAGGAAGCUGAAGCAUAUGCUUGGGGACAUUUUGCAAGUGCUUUUGGGAAAGGUUGCUUUCAGUGUAUGUUGGAGCUGAGGUGAGGUGGCAGCUAGCUGUAUGUUUAAUGGUAGCUGCUCUGCAGGUGCAACUCAAUAACAAAGGUUGCUGAACUUAUGGAAGUUUAUGUUGGAGCUAAACUAGGCCAUCCAUUCGAAAGAUAUCUACAUAACCUAGCUGCAUACUGCCCUGGUGUGAAAUAAACAGAAUUACUUCAGUGCCAAGUGUUUUGGAUGUGUUUGUUGUAGGCACUAGCCAGAAUCUGUACUACUAAACUUCCCCUUCAGCCUGCAUAAAAUGUACUUUUAUGAAUGGUUGCACACAGGCAUGUAGGAUCCCUUCCUAUCCUGUCUUACAAAGAUGCCGUCAUCCAUAUCUCAUUUCAGUUUAAUUCUUGUUAAAAGGACACUGUUGGAGAUGGGAACAGCACCUUUCUAAAGCAGCCGUAAAAGCAAGCCAUGUCUUCUACAGCUGGUGUGAGAGUCCUCGUCCCAAAAUGAUUUCCAGAAAUUGAGCUUAUACCUACUUUAAAAAAUAGAGUUCAUUUUCUGAUCUCAUGCUGGCUUCUUGGUAAUGGCAUAGCACUUAUAGACUCCUAGUUUUCAGAGGUAGCCUGAGACACCAGUCCAGCUGCCAUUGUACAUAUGACCCUUAAAAGCAUCAAAAUUGUAGAAAUUUCGUCCAAGUGUUGCUGUAUAUUAACACAUCAUUGUGUUUGUGUAUUGCCUGGAGUCAACAUAUGAUUGCAAUUGUUGACCUGUUUAAACAAUAAAACAUAGCUAUAAGCCUUUGGAAGCCAAAGGCAUUACAUUAAGCUCGGAUAUGGCAAUGGGUGGGAGGGGUGUAAGGAAUGCUGUCAUGCAUUUGGCUUGAAAUUCUCCUGGUAUGUGCCAAAAUGUCUUCUAUAAAUCUGGUAGGCUUAUGUACUUAGUCUGCCUAUUUUGCAUGUUGCAGUUUGCUAUUUUUCCUCUAUUCCUAAUCCCCAUCUUCCAACCCAGAAACCAGAUGGUUUGAAGCCAUUGUCCUUCCCUGUGAUCUCAGUUGUCUUUUUAUUUAAGGCACCUCAGCCAAGUUCAUUAAAGGCAGGUGGGGUUAGAUGGCUCCAGUGCUCUGGCAUAGAAGUACCAUAUAAUCUCUUCUCAGCUGCUUGGAACUCACUUUUGCCUCCACCAGCUCCAUCUGCUUCCCUCACUCUCUUCCAAUUCCUGGUGUACAGAGCAGCCUUAGCUGUCUCUUGAUCCCUCACAGCAAGCUGGCCUGGACCCUGCUUUCUCUGGAAGGAAAUUGCUUUCUAAAAAGCUUAAUAAUGGAGCACCUUCCCCCAGCAUCAGCCUCAUGAUGCACCCAGAGCAUUACUAGUUGGAGGACCUUGUUCUGCUGGUAGAGUGAAAGCUGAAUGCUACUUUGUGCUUUCCUCCACACUACAUGGUCUACUGGGAAAGGUGUUUCCUCCUUGAAGAGUGUCAGCACAAACACCACCAUGCUGAGGAUUUACAGGCAGAAGAGAAUUGCACCAGAUGCCAGUUCAGUGCACUCACACUUUUCUGAUGGUGCAACAAAAGAAACCCUGGUAGCCUGCCUGCAGACAAGUUACUUGCAUCACUCGUUGGUUGUCUUGCUGUGUGAAAGUAGUGCACCCAGAAACAGGAUGUGGGAGCUGCUCCUCAACUGCAUUUCUUCUUUGAGUACUUAGACCUGUGCUGGACACACUUGAUAAUACUUCUCCAUACAAUCUAACCCUUCAGCAGCCUUCUGUUUAUCUCGAUUGGAAAGCAGGUCAGUAUAAAGACAAGAGUUCCUCAAGUGCUACUAAGGCACAAAAAACAGUUCUCCUUUCUAAGUGGAUUUUUUUUUGUCCUUCUAUCACGUCUCUGGUUUCUCCUCACCCUCUUUAGAAACGGGACUGUCUGCCUGGAGAGAAAUGUGCCUUGGACAAACAAGACCAGAGAGUCUUCGCUUUGGAGUUCUUGAGAAGAACUAUCCCUUUUUAAAAGGGAGUUUAAACAAAAAUGUCUAGGCAGAGAGGGCUCACAACCUCUCCCUAGCAACAGCUGCCCCAGAAGGUGACUGCGGUGUUUCCAAUGAUGACCUCCAUGCAUCUCUCACGGCCUCAUCUCUUUUCAAGACCCUUUCAUGUGACAGACCCCAUGAUGAAUGCCUGGAGACUGUACUGUACCACAUUACUUAUUUUGUCAGAGCUGCUGUCUCUGCCAAAUGGUGGCCAGACACUCAGACAGACUCUCCCAAUUAGCAGAGUCCUGCAGCUGAUGUCUGGGGCUGCAUCUGUGUGCCCUGUGCAUUACUACAGCUGAGACACUGGCUAGGCCUGCAUGGCCCGGGGUAGGUAACCACCUCAGCCACAGGGCAAGGAGGAAGCAGCUGGGCCUUCUUGAAAGAUGCGAUUUCCCUCAGUUCCUCUUGCUUGGCUGUGAAGGCGGCUAUUUGCAUGUUUAGUCCUUUCAUCCUUCUGUGGCCUGGGUGGAUCUGGAGCCGGCAGAGUGACUCAUCUGGGUCAUGCCACAGGCCUUGGCUUCCUUCUCAGUCUCAGCAAGGAGCGACUCCACACGCUGACCGUGGCGGAUCCCACAGGAUGUCGGUAUGUGGGGCCGGCUCCUAGUGCAACUCGGACUCCAGUGUUCUUUGAGCAGUGGCACUUGCAUGCUGCAACCAGACAUGGAUGAUGAAAGCCAUAUGCAAAGAAAUGGUCCUCCUCUGAAGAGCUCACAGACUGCAGGUGGUGGUGGGGAAAAGGUGGAUUCCCAAAGCAGCUACUUGGCAUUAUUGGCAGCAGCAAUCUGAAAAGAAAGACCCAACCAGACUGCAGCUUUGUUUGGCAUCAAACUUGCCUCCUGAGAUGAUCACACAAGAAGUCUUUUAUCACUUUGGCAGCUGAGAGCCAGAGCUGCUUGUGGUGGAAGUCGCUGGGACCGUAACCCCGAGUUGUCGUGGGAUGAGAGUCAAGCUUGGCCUGUCAGCAAGGCGAGUUGCAGCAGUCUGAGCCCCUGCCAGGACACGUCAGUACUUCUGAGCGUGCUUCCCCCGGUGCUGCUCUCAUUAAGGAAAAGCAGCACCUUAUGUUCUCUGUCUAUGUGGGAUGUGGUCCUCUUCCCUUGACACAAAGAGUAGCUGGUGUGAGCAGCUUUCUGCACAGAGAGAGAUAAAAUCAAAAGUGAGAAGGGCACAGGAUGCUGGCAGUUUUAGAGGCCAGGCAUCAUUGUCAACAUGCACCCACUCUCAUGAUGUCUCAUGAGGUGAUGUCCUCAUGAUCACAACCCAGGAACCAGCUUCCAUUUGACCUUUGUGGAGGCGACCGUGGUGAAACUCCCUUCCUGCAUCUGGAUACUGGACCUACAAAGUGUUCCUUGCAAGAUAUGACCCCUAAGCCAUCACUUCGGUCCUCGUUUUUGACACAAGACCCUCGAGGGCUGUCAGCAGGAGUGCUGGUAUGUGGAACUGCCUGUGGCUGAGUUUGGAACCUGCUGAGCAUGUCCUGCCAACUGGAAAGAUCAUUCUAAGAGGUGCCGCUAUAAAAGAUGAGGCUGAACGACAGCCGGCCCAGACCCUUCCAGGCUCCCGUCACCAUCCACAACUACCCGGGCGGGCAGGUGUACGUGUUCCCAAAUGGCCGCUCUGACUCGGAGGAGUCGUCAGAGGAGGAGCUCAACGUCAUGGAGCUGCGGCCCAGGGGCAGAGAGCAGCAGCGGUGCGGCCCGGCGCGGGGCAGGGCGGGGGAUGUGGUGCUUCUGGAGCGGGAGGUCACCGAGGACGACAGUCUGAACAAGCUUGCCCUGCAGUAUGGUUGCAAGGUUGCAGACAUCAAACGCGUCAACAACUUUAUCAGGGAGCAGGACCUGUAUGCCUUGAAGUCCAUCAAGAUCCCGGUGAAGACCCACGGGCUGCUGACAGAGAGCAGCAAGGAGCUGAGGCCGCUCCCAGCUGCGUGCUCCCAGACCGGAGUGACGCUGGUGGAUGUCCCGGAGCCUGACGCUGGUGGCAGCGGCUCUGCUGACAGCAAGCAGCUCGUGGACUAUUUCAGGGGCAUUGACAAGAGCAUCCGGGACGCCGUGCAGGCAGAGGUGCAGCUGAAUGCUGAGUACUGCGUGGAGGCGCCAGAGAGGCCGCUGGCUGAGCCAGGGAAACGGGAGAGCAGUAAUGGUGCAGACUGUGGAAUCCAGUGGUGGAACGCAGUUUUUAUUAUGCUCUUGGUAGGAAUUGUCUUGCCAGUAUUUUAUAUCAUUUAUUUUAAAACACAAGAGAAUGGCCCGGCGGCCCAUACCUCCAACACAACAGCAACCUCAAAUGUUUCAACAGAUGGAUUGGAAGGGAAAUUACUACAAAGCUCAGUUGUAGGAAAAAAUGCUAACGGGGAGAUGCGGCCAAAUACAGCCUCUCCUCCCAGCACUCACGCCCGUAAGAUGGUGACUCUGACUCGAGUGCAGUCAGGGGGAUAACACUACAGAUGUUUUUGUUCUCUUUGUUUAAAGUAGUCAAUGUAGUUCUGAGCUUGACUGAACUGGAGAUGUUCUUUUAUGGAAGAGUAAGGAUGCUCUGUUGCUUAUGAAGACCAACAGGCAACUGGCUUAACAUUUGUGAACUCUGAUGAGGGAAAGUAUUUUGAAGCAGUUUGCUCUUCUUGCUUGCUUCAGGUAUUUCUUAAGAGUGGUUUUGUCUAAGAAGCCGAACCCUUUACUUCUGCGAUAGAGUGCAGUACUGGUGUGAUGGGGGCACUACAGCUGGGGGCUGUUUGUGUUUUUAAGAAAAUAUGUUUUGCUUAGGGUAGAGGUGAGGACUCAUCUUUUUCAAUGAAUUGUCAUUUUUCUGUCUUGCAGAGCAUGGCAGCCUUGGCAGGCCUAACCCAGAAAGCAGUGGCUUUUAGUUGGUUGGCUGGGGUGUGGCACAGCUCAAGGACACCAGCAGCACCUCACCACUACAUCUUGUGCACAGUGCUUAAGCAGUGGGUGGUUUGAGUCCCUCAGUGAGGUGGGUGAGGCCAGAGCUUUUCUCCUGGUGGAAGUCCUUCAGAGACUUCUUGGGAGCCUAUGUCCAUGCAGGCGGAGCUCAUUGCAGAGUCCUUGCUUUUGUUAGGGUUCUGCUGGGCCAGAGCCGCAGCCGGCUGGCAACAGAUGUCCACAGUAUUGGCAGGAGAUGGCGAGAACAGUUAGGCUUGUGGGAUGGUGUGUUCUUCUCAAGGAUUUUUUUGGUGUGGGGAAGUCUAGCUGUUACCUGCUUUUGCUUUAAAUCCAUAACAGUGCAUCUCAGAUGUCACAUUGCAGUCAUGGACUUCAGUUUCCUUGUUUGUACUCUUCAAAUGAGAUCGCUGCUGAGUUCAUCUACAGAGACCAGCAAAGAAGCCCAGCGUUACAUCAGGUAGUCAUGGAAAGGUGGUGUAUCAAAUCCUUUCUAGAUGGGGAUUAGGAAGCUGCUGUAUGCUGAACAGUCCUGUCCACUCUGAGUAGAUAGGAGGGAUGGAUGGAGGUUUGUGUGGCUGAGCUGUCUGUAAGCCUGAUACGUGCGUUGUGUCAGUGAACACUACAUGCUGGAAGUGAGGAGGAAUGAGGCUUUGGGAGAGAGUUUUGCUGCAGAGAAUUGUCCUCAGAGCUUUUUAUUCAACAAAUUCAGGGACUGCAGACAGAGAUAAACUCUACUAGAGCUAAAUGCUGAGGUAUUGCUUAGCACAGUUGCAUGAAACCCCCAGGGAGAGGACGAGGACCUAACACAGCAGCAGCCAACUGGUCGUGUCAGCUUGUGGUGAGCCUCGGGGCUGUUUGCACGGAACUGAGUUCCUGCUGGGGCCGCAGAGCUGGUGGGCAGGCACACAGAGUGGCAGUUUGUCUUUGCCCUGCACUGCGGCCUCCCCACCAUUUGCUGUGUUCCCAGCACGCUCAACAAGAUGCAUGCAGAAAAAAAAAAAGCACAGAAUCCAUUUGUGGCAAGCUGUGGAGGUCAGACCUGAGCUGCUGGAGCAGUGCCUGCCUGCUGCAGGCCUUGCAGCAGAGGGCACUGCUGCCUGGGAGCUGUGGAGGGUCACAGCAAUGGCAGCAUGUUUAGGGAUCCUGGCUGUAGUGUUGGGCUGUGAUGCUGAACCCGAUGUCUGUGGCCGUGCAUUACCACGUGCAAGUUGGUUUGGGUUUUGUUGGUUGUGGUUUUUUGUUUUUUUUUCUCUUUUAAUUUUUAUUUUGAUCUUUUCUGUUGCUGCCUAAAAUGGAGCAGAAGUGAAGUUGGGUGAGGGGAGCGGCCCGAUGGCAUCUUCUGCAUAGCACAAAAGGUGUGGGGGAAAGGAGCAUUACACAAAGCAAGCAGAGCCAGGUGGUGUUACACCUGUAACCCGGGGCUCCUGCAGCCUUACAAAGCGCUCAGGAAGGCCUGAGCAAGCCUAAGUUGUGAAUGAGGAACCUAAAGUAUCUUGUAAUGGAAAAAAAAAAAAGCUUGUAUUUUCUUCUGUGAAGGAAAAGUAUCCCUUGUGGUUGGGAAGAGGGGGAUUGUUACAUUUUUAAAUCAAGUGAAAUGAAAUAAAAGCACAAGGGGCACUUACCCACCCCA
This is a messenger RNA of Gallus gallus (chicken), 8124 nucleotides long. RefSeq names its product LysM domain containing 4 (gene LYSMD4). The record is from RefSeq and is a predicted model, not a curated record. Bases 5118 to 6035 code for a protein of 305 amino acids. Lineage: Eukaryota; Metazoa; Chordata; Aves; Galliformes; Phasianidae. The transcript has 8 exons.